Messenger RNA from Rhododendron vialii, 1473 nucleotides. Its product is annotated as formate dehydrogenase, mitochondrial-like. Gene Ontology annotation, molecular function: formate dehydrogenase (NAD+) activity; oxidoreductase activity, acting on the CH-OH group of donors, NAD or NADP as acceptor; NAD binding. The coding region runs from base 68 to 1213 and encodes 381 amino acids. Lineage: Eukaryota; Viridiplantae; Streptophyta; Magnoliopsida; Ericales; Ericaceae. Gene Ontology annotation, cellular component: chloroplast; mitochondrion. The transcript is spliced from 6 exons. The record is from RefSeq and is a predicted model, not a curated record.
UCAGCAGUUUUUGGAGUUCUACAAGAAAAGGAGAGAGAGAGAGAGAGAGAGAGAGAGAGAGAGAGAAAUGGCGAUGAAGCGUGCUGCCUCAACCACAAUUCAAGCUCUUGCGUCGUCGGGGAUUUCGAGUUCCACCAGGCGUCUCCAUGCUUCUCCUGGGAGCAAAAAGAUAGUUGGAGUAUUUUACAAAGGAAAUGAAUACGCUUCGAUGAACCCCAAUUUCGUCGGCUGUGCUGAAGGAGCUUUAGGCAUUCGCAACUGGUUGGAAUCCAAAGGCCACCAGUACAUUGUUACUGAUGACAAAGAUGGGCCAGAUUGUGAACUAGAGAAACAUAUUCAUGAUAUGCACGUCCUCAUCCCAACGCCCUUCCACCCGGCCUAUCUCACUGCAGAGAGGAUCAAGAGGGCUAAAAACUUACAACUGGUGGUGACAGCCGGCAUAGGCUCUGACCAUGUCGAUCUAAAGGCUGCAGCCGCUGCUGGUCUAACAGUCGCGGAAGUCACUGGAAGCAAUACGGUCUCGGUCGCUGAGGAUCAGCUUAUGAGGAUUCUCAUUCUCACAAGGAAUUUCUUGCCUGGAUACCGUCAGGUUGUCAACGGGGAAUGGAAUGUUGCCGCUAUUGCUUAUAGAGCCUACGAUCUUGAAGGGAAGACUGUUGGAACCGUUGGCUGUGGGCGCAUUGGUAGGCUUUUGCUCCAAAGGUUGAAGCCUUUCAACUGUAAUCUUCUGUACCAUGAUAGGAUCAAGAUGGACCCGGAAUUGGAGAGUCAAACGGGUGCAAAGUUUGAGGAGGAUCUGGAUGCCAUGCUUCCAAAAUGUGACAUAGUUGUCACCAAUUUACCUCUUACUGAGAAAACCAAAGGGAUGUUUGACAAGGACAGGAUCGCUAAGUUGAAGAAGGGAGUUCUAAUUGUGAACAAUUCCAGAGGAGCACUCAUGGAUACACAAGCAGUUGUAGAUGCCUGUUCGAGUGGUCAUAUUGGAGGUUACAGUGGGGAUGUUUGGUAUCCUCAACCAGCUCCAAAGGACCAUCCGUGGCGAUACAUGCCAAACCAAGCCAUGACUCCUCAUAUUUCUGGCACUACCAUCGAUGCACAGUUGCGAUAUGCAGCAGGAGUUAAGGACAUGCUGGACAGGUACUUCAAGGGAGAAGAGUUUCCUCCUCAGAAUUACAUUGUUAAGGAGGGUGAACUCGCAAGCCAAUACCGUUAAACCUGCUUGUAUCCGAGUUUGAAGCCGAGUCUGUUCUCUGCGCUCCAAGAAUCAAUUAGCUUAAGAAUAAGUGUGUUUUUUUAAGUUCAAGUGGUUAUGAAAUAAAUGUUGUUGCAGCUUGUGUGUUUGUUCCAUAAUUUCUUAUUGUAGUAAUCACAAACUUUUUACGAUGUAAUAAUGUUGUUUUCAUGUAGCCGACUCCAAGUGAUUGGGACGUAAGGCUCGGUUUGAUUUGAUAAUAAUGCUGUUUUUCAUACAAA